This is a messenger RNA of Ostertagia ostertagi, 591 nucleotides long. The record is from the annotation of a GenBank genome assembly. NCBI's taxonomy places the organism in Eukaryota, Metazoa, Nematoda, Chromadorea, Rhabditida, Trichostrongylidae.
AUGAUCAAUGGCAUACUGGUAGCUUGCCUCACCGGAUACGGAUAUGUUGAAAGAUCGGCUGCUCGGCAGGCGCAUUUCAUAUGUGGAGAGAUGGCCGUAGUCGGGAAGCAUUACACAUGCUUUCAAGACAACACGAGUGGAGCAUAUGUAACCCUCACUGACAUUCCAAAUCAUGUUGUCACCUUUAUAAAUGGCGUAAUAGAAGAGAUGAACGGGGAAGUGACUAUAACUGCGAAGUAUGUUUGGAUUUUUAUGAAUGAUGUAUUGCGGCGGUACUUUUCUACACCUUUAUGGACGACAUCGCGUGAAAUGCAGAUAUCACAUGUGGGCACGUCAGCUCCUGAUAACAAGGAGAAGCAAACUCUUGCUACUAUCUUGAAACAGAGCCAAGAAGUUGUGGUGAAACAGGAAGAGCUCGGGGAUGACGAACUCAAGGCAUCUACUUCAUCGUCACAUAUUAAGGUUGUUUUUAUUCUUCUUGCACCCGGACUCGGGCCGUUCGUCGUUCCAGACAUCACUCUUGCGGUGAAAUCGGAGAAUCCAAAACACGUGUGCUCUUUUAUUCAUGUCUUCAUGUCACUUAUUGUAUGA